Molecule: messenger RNA, 489 nt
Organism: Olea europaea var. sylvestris
Lineage: Eukaryota; Viridiplantae; Streptophyta; Magnoliopsida; Lamiales; Oleaceae
Exons: 4
Source: RefSeq, a predicted model, not a curated record
AUGCUUGUUAUAGUUAAAUUUAUCCUAGCAAUUGCCACCAUCAAUCAACGGCAAAUCACUCAACUAGACGUGAACAACGCUUUCCUAAAUGGGGACUUUUCGAGGAAAUAUAUAAGGACUUGUCUUUGGGAUAUGGCAAGCGGCUUUUCUGGUAACAAGUUUGUGGCUUUAUUGGUUUAUGUGGACGAUGUUAUUAUCACUGUUCACAGGUUAACUCAAUUCGUCUCUCAACAUAGGCAACCUCAUCUCAAUGCUAUCCAUCAUCUGCUACAGUAUCUCAAAGCAACUCCAGGGCAGGGCCUUCUAUUUUUAGCUCAAUCUUCCUUUCAACUUCGAGCCUUUGCUGAUGCUGAUUGGGGCUCUUACCUUGACAUAAGGAAAUCAGUUACUGAAUUUUGUACUUUUUUUCUUGGUAACCCCUCAUUGGGGGACGUGAUUUUGGUGAAAAUUGUCACAACAUUGCUUUUAUUAGGUGAUUCAACUAUUCAA